Molecule: messenger RNA, 4036 nt
Organism: Camelus dromedarius (Arabian camel)
Lineage: Eukaryota; Metazoa; Chordata; Mammalia; Artiodactyla; Camelidae
Product: zinc finger protein 548
Exons: 2
Coding region: 711-2360 (549 amino acids)
Biological process (GO): negative regulation of transcription by RNA polymerase II
Cellular component (GO): nucleus
Molecular function (GO): DNA-binding transcription repressor activity, RNA polymerase II-specific; RNA polymerase II cis-regulatory region sequence-specific DNA binding
Source: RefSeq, a predicted model, not a curated record
CAGAGACACCUGUACCAUGCUGUGAUGACGGAGAACUUGGCGCUUCUGUCCUCCCUGGGGUUCUCCAGUAUUUGUCCUGUACAUAAGGUGUCACGAGGUCUGUACAUAUUCUUACAUCGUCCUUGAACUGCAGCAUCUCUUUUGUAGUCAGGUAUUUGUAUGUCUACACAGUGCUCACUGGUCACCGGCAGCUGUGGCCGUGUCAAAAGCCAUCUGCAGAGGACUGACUUGGAGGCCUCCUCUCCUCCCUGCUGUGGUCUGAAUGUGCAUCCCCCUAAAAUUCAUAGGUUGAAAACCUUGUGCCCACUCAAGGUGACAGUAUUAGGAGAUGGGGCCUUUAAGAGUGAUCAGGUCAUGGAUGCAGAAUCCUCAGGAAUGAGGUUGGUGCCCUUAUAAAAGGGACCCCACAGAGCUUCCUAGCUGCUUACACCGUGUGAGGGCCCAGUGAGAAGUCUGCGACUGGAAGAGUGUGGACUGAUGUCUGGGUGCCAGCCCGCAGGACUGUGAGAAGUACGCUCCUGCUGUUUAUAAGCACUUGUGGUGUUUUGUUACUGCAUCUCAAAUGGACUAAGGCAGUGCCUCUCCCUGCUGUCCUGACCUGUCCAUCAGGACUCUCAUCGUGGGAGCUACCCAGGCCAUCUCUGCACAGCAGGCCUCCCUCACUGGCUCUGGUCCUGGGUGUGUCCUUCUGAUGGGGCUGCCCUAACAUCAUGAUCAUCACAUCUUUCACCAGAACUUCUCUGCUUACAGGUUUUUGGCCUGGAGCCCAGGAUGAGGAGGCACUUUCUGAACAAGGUGUUUCUGUCAGAGUGUCAGAGGUCAGGACACUAAAGCCGGGUCUGUCCACCAGGAAGGCCCUGCCCUGUGAGAUGUGUGACCCAGUCUCCAAAGACCUUUUGCACCUGCCUGAGCACAGCACUGAUCAAGGGCUGUAUGUUUGUGGAGUGAACCUUUCCCAGCACCAAAAGGGGCAGAUGAGAGACAAACUUUCCAGAAGAGAUGAGAGGAGGGCUUCACUCCUGAGCAACAGCAGCGAGCACACGGCAGAGAGGACCUGGGCAUGCAGCGGAGACAGGAAGGAGUUCCAUGGCAGCACAGGCCCCCUCCAGCAGCUGGCCCUGCACAGUGUGGGGAAGCCACACAGAAACCCUGAGGGCAGGGAGGUCAUCAGCAGUGGACAAAGCAAUUACAAGUGCGCUCAAUGUGGGAAGGCCUUCAGUCGAAAACAGACACUUGCUGAGCACCAGAAAAUCCACAUGGGUGUGAGGCCUUAUGAGUGCAGCAAAUGUGGGAUGGCUUUCAUUAGAAAGUUUCACCUUGUCCAGCACCAGAGAAUCCACACUGGGGAACGGCCUUUUCAGUGCAGUGACUGUGGGAAACGCUUUAGGUACAACUCCACACUCAUUAGUCAUCAGAGAGUUCAUACUGGAUUAAGCCCUUAUGAGUGCAGCAAAUGCGGGGAAUUCUUCAAGUACAAUGCCAACUUCAUAAAACAUCAGAGACUUCACGAUGGAGAAAGCCCUUAUGAGUGCAGAGAAUGUGGAAAAUUCUUUAGGUACAACUAUCGACUGAUAAGACAUGGGAGAGUUCAUACUGGAGAGAGACCUUACGAGUGCAGCGAAUGUGGGAAAUUUUUCAGGUACAGCUCCACAUUCAUUAGACAUCAGAGAGUUCAUACUGCAGAAAGGCCUUACAAGUGUAAUGAAUGUGGGAAAUUCUUUAGGUAUAACUCCACACUUAUUAAGCACCAGAGAGUUCACACCGGAGAAAGGCCUUAUGAGUGCAGUGAAUGUGGGAAAUUCUUCAGGUACACCUCCACCCUCCUUAGGCAUCAAAGAAUUCAUACUGCAGAAAGGCCUUAUGAGUGCAGCUUGUGUGGGGAAUUCUUCAGGUACAGGUCCAAGCUUAUUAAACACUGGCAAAAUCACACUGGAGAAAGGCCUUACGAGUGCAGUGAAUGUGGGAAAUCUUUUAGGUACCACUGCAGACUCAUUAGACAUAAGAGAGUCCACAGCGGAGAAAGGCCUUACGAGUGCAGCGAGUGUGGGAAAUUCUUUCGGUACAACUCCAACCUCAUGAAACACUGGAGGAAUCACACUGGAGAAAGGCCUUAUGACUGCAGUGAGUGUGGGAAAGCCUUUAGCCACAAGCAUAUUCUUGUUGAGCAUCAGAAAAUCCAUACUGGAGAAAGACCGUAUGAGUGCAGCAAAUGUCAGAAGGCCUUCAUUAGGAAGUCCCACCUCGUUCAUCACCAGAAAGUCCAUACUGAAGCCAGUAUGAGUGCCCUUAAUGUGGCGAAUUCUUUAGAUACAACUCCAACCUCUUUGAGCAGAGAAUUCACGGCGGUAAAGACCUUAUGAAACGAUCUACCAUAUAUCUCAUAAUAACCUAUAAUGGAAAAUAAUCUUUAAAAGAAUAUAUAUAUUCUUAUAUAUUCUCCGUGUAUAUAAAACUGAACCACUUUGCUGUACACAGGGUUUCAGGUGAAACAUUGUAAGUCAACUAUACUUCAAUUUAAAACAAAAUAAAAGACCUCAUGAGUUCAGCGGUUAUGGUAAGUUAGGUACUGCUCCUUAUGCUGGAGAAGCACCGUAUGAGUUGAUGUUGGAGUGGGCCUUACAAAGAUAGAAAAUGUGGUGUUGUUUGGUACAGCUCCCCACGUCAAGAGUUUACAGUGGAGGAAGGCCUUCUGAGUGCAGUGAAUGCAAGUCUAGGUGAAACAGCAACCCCACGACACAGCAGAGGUUUCACAGUGGGGAGGGACCUAAGUCCUGCCAUUUUGGGCAUGUGUUCAGCCAAAACUUCCACUUCAUUCAGCACCAAAAAUUUCAUGCCAGAGGGAGUGUUGCAGAUGGGGAAAGACUUCAGCAAAGUGCUCUAGUCAACCUCUAAGAGCCACUCUAAUACAGAGUUUUUUUUUUUUUUAACAUUUUUGAUUGUGCAAAAAUAUUACAAAGUUUACCAUCUCCCCUUCUAAUUGUAUGGUUUAGUGUGGUUAACUAUUUAAAGGUUUGUGCAGCUUACCUCCAGAAUUCUUUUCAUCUUCCAAAACUGAAACGCCAUACCUGUUAAAUAAUACUUCCUCCUACCCACUUCCUACCUCCCCUAGCAGCCUCUUCUUUACAGUCCACGUGUGAACAUCAUUGCUUCAGAUACUUCUUGUAAGUGGAAUCGUACGUUUUCCAUCUCUGUGACUGAGUUAGCUAGCAUAGUUUCCCCGUGUGAAGCGUUUGUCAGCAUUUUCUUCUCUUUUGAGAAGGAAUCAGAACCGACCUACCUAAGCCAUGGGGAAGGGUGCUGGUAGUCGGUACAAUUUUGCCUAACGUUACAAUAUUUAGAGAAAGAUCCAGAUUUUAUAGAGACUAUUUACUAACAGCUUUAUAAAGGUAUUGACAUAUGUUAAGCUGCAUUUAUUAAAUGUGUGAAAUGUAUUCACUAUAUAUGUGCACAGUGGGACCAUCACCCACGUCAUGAUAAUGAUCACGUCCAUUGCACACGUUUUCAUUGGCCCCUUUGUCGUCUCUCUUCCAACCCGACCAACUUGUCAUCUCCAGGUAGAUAUUGUAGAUCGCAUUUUCUAUAAUUCUAUAUAAAGGGAAUCCUACAGGUACUCUUGUAUGACUGUUUUCACUUAGUGCAUAAAUAUAUUUUUAGUGUUAUUCAUGUGUGCAAAACCGUGGCAUCAAAUAAGAAUAAGCAAGGCUCAAUUAUGUAUUAGAGCUGCAUUUUUAUAAGCAAAUGGGCUUUUUAUGUUCUGACAAUCACUGAGAGAACGUUUUUUUAAAAUGGGAAGUGAAGUUGAAACUAAGUAAUUUGAAAUUGUUUCACAUGAAUUCAUUAUCAAUAAAAGAAUUUUGAACCAUCUACCUAAUACAGAAGCUUCCACUGACACAUCUUUCUAGAUUUUUCAUUUGUUAUUUGACUUCUUUUUUCUAGUAGCAUCUUUAACUGUGUCAUUGUGUUAUAAAAGUUCUUAGGGAAUUUUUUAAAUCAUUUUUUGUGGUAAAAUACAUUUAACAUAAAGUUUAUGAUCUUA